This is a messenger RNA of Polyodon spathula (Mississippi paddlefish), 4206 nucleotides long. RefSeq names its product neuronal acetylcholine receptor subunit alpha-2-like. Gene Ontology annotation, molecular function: transmembrane signaling receptor activity; acetylcholine-gated monoatomic cation-selective channel activity. NCBI's taxonomy places the organism in Eukaryota, Metazoa, Chordata, Actinopteri, Acipenseriformes, Polyodontidae. The transcript is spliced from 6 exons. Gene Ontology annotation, cellular component: postsynaptic membrane; neuron projection; synapse. Gene Ontology annotation, biological process: signal transduction; chemical synaptic transmission; nervous system process. Bases 350 to 1990 code for a protein of 546 amino acids. The record is from RefSeq and is a predicted model, not a curated record.
AUCAGUCCGACGGUGUACUUCUGUGUUGAAUUUAAUAUUCAAGUCGUUUUGGGUCAAAUAAGAGUUUUGACUCCUCCAAAAAGACAACUUUUUCCACUAAAUUGCUGAUAGAUUCUAUUUUUUUCUGUGGUUUUGGUUUAGGAGCGCACGUUGAAAUCUGUUGCCAAUCUACAUAAAUGACCUAAACAGGAGUUCCUAAUGUCCUGGUCUUGUAAUUUUCAUUAAGCUGAAGGAAGGGAAGCCCUUGUCCUUUGCCCCAGUGCUUGAAAACCAAUUUAAACAAAACAUGUGUUCAAGAUAACCAAGUUCCAAAAAAACAAUAAUCAAAAAUCAAAAACCAAAAACUUGAAUGUUUUUGUUUGUUUACUUUUCUGCCGUGUUAAGAAUGGACCCCGUUUUUCCAAGGCUGUUCUCCAAGAAGUAUACGUUUUUUUGCUGUUUCAUUUUAUGUAAGUCAGUUUUCUGCCAGGAGAGGACCCACUCUCAUGCUGAAGAAAACCUCUUUAAGGAUCUCUUCGUCGGCUACAACAGGUGGCCCAGACCUGUCCGUAAUAUUUCUGAUGUCGUAAUUGUCAAGUUUGGGCUCUCCAUUGCACAGCUUAUAGACGUGAAUGAGAAGAAUCAGAUGAUGACAACAAAUGUUUGGCUCAAACAGGAGUGGAACGACUACAAGCUACGAUGGAAUCCUGCAGAUUACGACAACGUUACAUCGAUUCGGGUCCCCUCUGAAAUGAUCUGGGUGCCAGACAUCGUACUGUAUAACAAUGCAGACGGGGAGUUUGCAGUGACUCACAUGACGAAGGCCCACCUGUUCUACACAGGCAUGGUACAGUGGGUGCCGCCAGCCAUCUACAAGAGCUCAUGCAGCAUCGAUGUGACAUUCUUCCCCUUCGACCAGCAGAACUGCAAGAUGAAGUUUGGUUCAUGGACCUAUGACAAGGCCAAGAUUGACCUGGAGCGCAUUGAGAUGAACGUGGACCUGAAGGACUACUGGGAGAGCGGAGAGUGGGCUAUCAUCAAUGCUGUGGGCACCUACAACACCAAGAAGUAUGACUGCUGCCAUGAGAUCUACCCGGACAUAACCUACUUCUUCAUAAUCCGCCGCCUCCCGCUCUUUUACACCAUCAACCUCAUCAUCCCCUGCCUCCUCAUCUCCUGCCUGACUGUGCUGGUCUUCUACCUCCCCUCUGACUGCGGUGAAAAAAUCACCUUGUGCAUCUCUGUGCUGCUCUCCUUGACCGUCUUCCUUCUCCUCAUCACCGAGAUCAUCCCUUCCACCUCCCUGGUGAUCCCUCUGAUCGGGGAGUACUUGCUUUUCACCAUGAUCUUCGUCACCCUCUCCAUUGUCAUCACUGUGUUUGUGCUCAAUGUCCACCACCGCUCGCCCAGCACCCACAAGAUGCCCAGAUGGGUUUGCACCGUCUUCCUGGACUUCAUCCCCCGUUGGCUCUUCAUGAAGCGCCCGGCCCCAGACAAGAAGGACCACCGCUUCCUGCAGCAGCACCAGCGCAGCCAGUCAAGUGAGUUCAAGCUCAGCACUUCCAAGCACUGGCUGGAGACCGACAUUGACUACAAGUAUGAAGACGAGGAACUGGGCUUGCCCUCCUUCUCUCCACCACCAACCGCCUGUGCCCGCCAGCCCGCAGGUAUCCCCUCUCCCCACAACCACAACCACAACCUUCACCACCGACUGGACGGGACCACUCGCCACCUGGGGGGCAGAGUGAACCCCACCCAGCGGUCCGCCAAGAUAGACAACCUGGUGUCAGACUCCAUCUUCCCCUUGUCGCCCAGCAUCCUCCAAGCUCUGGAGGGUGUGCACUAUAUUGCGGACCACCUCCGUGCAGAGGACGCUGACUUCUCGGUGAAGGAGGACUGGAAGUACGUUGCCAUGGUGAUCGAUCGGAUAUUCCUCUGGAUGUUUAUUAUCGUUUGUUUGCUGGGGACCAUCGGACUCUUCCUUCCUCCGUGGUUGGCUGGGAUGAUUUAAAAUUCGUUUUUAGUUUUUUGUUUUGUAUUGUUUUUUUUAAAGACUUUGCACAACCAUGAGUGGCAUGGCCUUUAACCCCAGUGUGUGCUACUGAGAGCAAACUGUGAUACUAAAUAGAAGGGCAAGUGUCUGCUGUGAGGAGGGCUGGUUCUUCACCAUGAAGAAGGGGUCUGCUUUAGCACUGCUGACACAGACAAGGAUGUGAGCUUCUGAUUGAACAUAAAUACACUGCUCCUCCUUAUUCUGGACAGUUUCAUUCUUACUGCUCUGCUGUUAUACCGAAUUGACUAUUGUUAAAUGCAACAAUGUACUGUACAAUAAAGUAGUACGGAAUACUGGCAUAAUGAUGUUUGUAAAUAUAUAGAUUAAGAGUGUUGUUUAGAGGCAGGAAGAUAAUGAUUUAUCAUAGACACUGUAGGUUGCCACAGCUUUCCCAAACAGUGAACAUAAAGCAAUGUUAUUCUAGCCACAACCCCAAGCCGAACAGAUAUGCAAAUAUGACAUUUCGCAUGGAAAGCACACUAGCAGAUACCAAUUGUAAGGUCUCUGCUGGUUCACUAAACCCAUUACCAUUGUGUUAAGAUUGUUUUCUUUUACGCACUGGGCACCUUUGUGCAGCUCAAUUUUAUAACCUUUCAGAUUAGCAGGGCAUUGAAAAAACUUCCAUUAAUGUAAGUCAGCCAUCUAGCAGGUUUCUUUACCAUGUGCAGAAUGAGGGCAGGAGGUAAUCAGUGUACUGCUAUUACAGGGAAAGAUAAAACACCCAAUUGAGGUGCAGCCUUAUCAAGAGCCAGGCAAUCUGUACAGUGGCUUUCUUCUCUAGAAUGCCAAGCAUUUCAUUUGGGAGCUACAGAAGUGAGAUAAGCAGAGAUGCAAAACGUUGUACAGGACGUUUUGUUCGGAAAUAAUCUGGGUGUAUUAUGAAGCAAUGUGAUGGAUGUUAAGGAGAUGAGCCACACGACAUGUGAAUACAGUGUAUGAGUCAUGUUAGAUGUUAAUCAUUUGACUGAAAAAGCAAAUAUUUAUCCCCGCUUUAAAGGGACCUGAUAGCAGGUUAUUAGUCAGAAUAUAUUCGUCCCAGUCUGCAACUGCAACCAAAAGUCAAAGACCACUGUAUUUAAGGAAUGGCUAAUGUCCCGGGAGACAACCACUGAUCAUUCUAUGUGUGGCCAGAGUGUCUGGCUAGUGUUUUUGGGUUACAUAAAAUAUGGUUAUUUUAAAUGACAUUAACCCCUCCUCUCCACUACUUAAUAAAUAUUUUUGCUCCGGUACUAGUAUAGACCUUAAACAUAGGAAGCAUGCUACGUCACAACAAAGGAAUGCAAAAUAACCCAUUUUCAUGAGAAGUUUUAUGAGGUUCCAGAUGGAAAACCGGGGCGUUUCAUACCCUGGCAACUAGGGCGACUGCUAAUUGACACCAAUACAGUAUUUAUGUCUGUAAAGGGCCAAUGGUAGAGAGAUUUUUUUCUUUUUUUUUAUGCACACUGUAAUUACACUUGAUAAGAUGAACUGACUACAGACAUAUACCUGAAAACGUUUCUGUGUUGCGUUUCUCUGUUCUCUCACUUUCUCAUUUCGGAGAGACGUGCUUCCUUGUUGGGUUAACUGUACGAAUCAUGCAUUUUUGAGUGCAAAUUAACAUGGCUAGUUUGCAAAAGACUGAAAUGUUGGUUGAUAUUUUAAUAAUUCAAAUUUGCAUUUGUAUGCCUUUUUUCCUAUUACUACUGUAAUGUUAUUGUAACAUAAAAAGUAUUCAAUGAAUAAAUAGCCUACGCAAAAUUCAGGAAUGACGGUUUGGAAUGACCAGGCUUCUAGUUUGGAAAAGAGUUUGAGAUGACAACCGAAAACUGGUUCUGACCUCAGCAUCACAGCCUGAGUGGUCUUGGUUUUUAAUGUAUUGUAUAGACUUUGCACUGCAGUAAGCAGUUUCCAAAAAUUAUGAGCACAUGAGUUUGGUACAGAAUAGUUAUAUUACAUUUUGCACCUGGGCAAACCAGGUAACAGUAAAUACCUCCACAGAUCUACUUCCACUAUUUCAUUAUUCAUUUUAAGGGUCACUUUUUAUUUUGAGGGCCCCUUUUUUUGUUUAUUACCUGUGAACAAACAUUGUCAAUUUAUAUCUAAGGGUUAGGCUUAGGCUUAACCUGAUUUAAUUUGCUAAACAUUACUACAGUAACAAUUUGAACCGAUUCCAAGCAUAUGAUCGACUGAGUGUU